AUGGAUGAGCCCGCAGCCCUGAGUUUGGAGCCGGCGGAGAAGAACUUCAAGGACAAGACGGGUCAAGAGAAGGUGAAAUGGCUGCAGACGCACGCGCUCGCGGCAUUUCCAGACGUGCCCAUCAUCGAAUACUGGGAACGCGGCCGCAGCCUAAACGGCUGGGUCAAUCUCAUCAGCAAGCUGCUGACACUCAUUACCAAUUCGCUCAAGAAGCGUGCAGGCAACAUCGUGAAGGUGUUUGCAAAGGUCGUGCACGCCUUUAACGUGGGCCUGUGGCGCUUCUCUGACAUUGUCACGGACGACAUCAAUGCGCUCGCCGACACGGGUGUCUUUCCAGAAGACACGCCCCUGACCGAGUUGCCGCGCGUGAAAAAAGUUGAGAAGGUUGCCGACCUUUCGAACGAGUCAACGGUAUCAGACACUACUAUAAUGCAAUACUUUGAUACAGCAGUGGACUUCCUCAAGCAGGGGCUCGGCGUGGUCCCCGGUUUGAAAAAAUUCAACCCACGCCUGAAUGCUUCCAUUUCUACGGUUGUCGAAGCCUUUGUAAGCGCCGGCAAGGAUUUCGCUACCGAGUGGGACAAGCCUGACCCUGCACCUCCACACGAUGGCUCAACUCCAGCCAUCAUGUUUGCACAGGUUCAGCAGCUUGAUGGUCUAGGGCCUGUCCAAGAUGUUACUAGCGGCGAUGAACAGAAGAUUGUGGUGAUUCCUCCCAUCAAGGAGGUGGCGCCGGCUCGACUGCUGGAUGACUAA
Colletotrichum higginsianum IMI 349063 is the source of this 756-nucleotide messenger RNA. RefSeq lists its product as uncharacterized. NCBI's taxonomy places the organism in Eukaryota, Fungi, Ascomycota, Sordariomycetes, Glomerellales, Glomerellaceae. The coding region runs from base 1 to 756 and encodes 251 amino acids. The transcript is spliced from 2 exons. The record is from RefSeq and is a predicted model, not a curated record.